GUGUCUCUGUGUGUGUGUUGCAUGCUUGGUUUGUGUGGACAGAGUGUGCACUGUCUUGAAUACAAAAGGACAUCUUCACAGGCUCAGCAUAGGCACGCUCUGCUGUUUGUGCGGGAUACUCAUUUUUCUUGCGACUGCCAGCCUCAGGUAUGAGGGCCUGCUUAGUAUUCCUUUGCUUACUGGCAGCAACAUUUGCUCUGUCUGUGAAAAGUAAACCUCAUGGAAAGCAUCAUGGUUUGCAUAAGAGUUUGCACACAGCCAAAGAAAAGGAUGCUAUCACAGAGGAAGCCAAUAAGCCAAAGAUCUUACCCACUUUAGUCACAUUUGAGGCCAGCAGCCAGGAGCAGGAAGACGAAGAACUGAGUUCCGAAGACAACGCUAACAAGGACGAUGGAGAGAGGGCUGAAAAGCGAGAGAAAAGCAGUGCAGUUCUGUUGAGUGAAGAAGAACUGGUAGACCUCCUGACGAAAGAGGCUGAAGAGGAAGAUGAAGCUGAAGUAAGAGAGCUGGAGGAGGAAGAAGUAGAGCCUGACAAACGCAAGGUUGAGUCUAGUGAGGUUGUUGAGGUCACUGAGGAUCAGGAGAAGUUGGAUGAGAAUUCAGAGACAAAGAAACAUUUGCUGGAUGGGGAAGAAGUGAAGGAAGACAGUGUGGAAGAUGUGAUAGAGGAGAAGGUCCAGAAGAUGACCCAUUCAGAAAGGAAGGAAGAGCCUACUGAAGCACUGCUAGAGGAAGAUGGCAGCACAGAAUCAGUGAUUCCAGUCGAUCUGGACUAUGCUGCUGAUAGUAGCCUCCUACAACCUCUACAGACUGCAUCGGCUAAUGACAAAACCCACUCAGAUGACACCAAGCCUACUUCAAAAACGGACAUCAGACAGAAAGAAACCAGUGGGAAAGAAAUGGCCAAAAUUACUGAUGACUAUGAACAAGGCAUGCAAAACACAGAGGCAGCACACAGCGAGGAGGUGUCUGAUCAGACAGAGGACGAAGAUUUCUCAGACCAAGACGUAAGCGCCAAGAAAGAACCUGAAGCAAAUGUGGACCAUCCAGAGCCAAAGGGCGAUGCAGAGCUUGAAUUGAGGGCCACUCUAUCUGGAAAGGAGGAAGAGAAGAGUAAGAAUGUGGGUGGAAGUCACACUAAGGGGAAAACGAGGAAGCAAAAGAAAAACCAAAGGUCAAGGAAGCACUCUCCGGACAGGGAGGAAACACAACCCGGACAAGAAGAGGGCCGACAGGAUCCUGAGUCUGAGAGCAGCAGCACUGACAAUACAGACCAAAAGACAAAGAGGAGAAGGGCAGGAAAAUGGGGUCCUUUAGUUGGUGUAAAUCCGGUGCAGAUAAGAGCUGCAGCCGAUCUGUACCCAAGGUCCAGGCCCUCUCUUGGCAUACAUCUCCCAGAAACCCCUACUGAUCCAUGUGAAAACUUCCGUUGCAAACGUGGAAAAACAUGCAAACUUGAUGCAGACAAUAAGCCAGGGUGUGUGUGUCAAGAACCAUCAGAGUGUCCUCCCAGUGUGAAUGAAUUUGACUAUGUUUGUGGGACAGACAACAAAACAUAUGACACAUCAUGUGAACUCUUUGCUACUAAAUGCAACUUGGAGGGCACUAAGAAAGGACACAGACUUCACCUAGACUACACUGGGCCAUGCAAAUUGAUACCUCCGUGUGUGGACACCGAGCUGGUGCAAUUUCCUUUACGAAUGAGAGAUUGGCUCAAAAACGUGCUGCUCCAGCUCUACGAACAUGACUCCAUAACUCCUGGCUUCCUCACUCCUAAACAGCGUUUCAGAGUGAAGAAAAUCUUCGAGAGUGAGAGGCGCCUUCAUGCAGGCGAUCACUCUGUUGAGCUUCUCGCACAGGACUUUGAGAAAAACUACAACAUGUACAUCUACCCAGUACACUGGCAGUUUGCUCAGCUGGACCAGCACCCGUCUGAUAGGUUUUUGUCCCACUCAGAGCUGGCCCCUCUCAGGGUCCCUCUGGUGCCAAUGGAGCACUGCACCUCUCGCUUCUUCCAGGAGUGCGAUGCUGACAAAGACAAACUGGUAUCGUUUAAGGAGUGGAUCACCUGUUUUGGUAUCAGGAAUGAGGACAUGGAUGCCAACCUGCUUUUCUGAGCUUCGGUUUGUUCCUCAUCUACUACAUAAGCUUGCAAAAGCUGCUCCAGCGUUGUAGCUUGAAUAUCUGGCUGCUGAAGUUUUGUCUAAUCAAAAUGAUACAGUACACGCUCUGACAAGUACAGAUGAAACAAACCCAUGUUACCUCCCGCUAUAAACAAAGCUUUGUGUAAGGCUAAGCAUGGACAUUUAAAUCACUGAUCUGUAAUUUAGACUGAGCUGCUAGAACCGUCUAUUAGAAGAAAGAAGUAGUUAUUUUUUUGCUGGCUGUAUUCAAAAUCUUUAUUACAAUGCAUUCCAAACUGUUAGAAGAAACACUGUACAGUACACAGUGCCAGGUAGUACCACACUUAUCACUUUUUAAAAUCACAACGGUGUAGUAGACAAUCGCAGAUUCCUGUUUGAUACUAGCAAAUGUAAAAUAGCACCUGUAUUGGCUAACUUAGUAGCAAAUGUAUACAUGUUUGUCUUCUGAUGUUAUGUUUCCUUACAGUGCUAACUAAAGGCUAAGACAGCAAAGAAAUUCACAAUUUCAGAAUAUUUCAGUAAACUCUGUUGCUUAUUGAUGUUUGUGUUGAAAUAAAGUCUCCUACAAAAAGA
This is a messenger RNA of Oreochromis niloticus (Nile tilapia), 2717 nucleotides long. It is a transcript of the gene sparcl1, whose product is annotated as SPARC-like 1. Bases 150 to 2117 code for a protein of 655 amino acids. The transcript has 11 exons. The record is from RefSeq and is a predicted model, not a curated record. NCBI's taxonomy places the organism in Eukaryota, Metazoa, Chordata, Actinopteri, Cichliformes, Cichlidae. Gene Ontology annotation, molecular function: extracellular matrix binding; collagen binding; protein binding. Gene Ontology annotation, biological process: anatomical structure development.